Molecule: messenger RNA, 897 nt
Organism: Rhizopus microsporus ATCC 52813
Lineage: Eukaryota; Fungi; Mucoromycota; Mucoromycetes; Mucorales; Rhizopodaceae
Product: Pkinase-domain-containing protein
Exons: 3
Coding region: 1-897 (298 amino acids)
Biological process (GO): protein phosphorylation; regulation of MAPK cascade; intracellular signal transduction
Cellular component (GO): cytoplasm
Molecular function (GO): ATP binding; protein serine/threonine kinase activity
Source: RefSeq, a predicted model, not a curated record
AUGAAGGAUAGUGAAGUGAUUGCAAAAUUAAAAACCAUCUGUAUCGAGGCUGAUCCUACUUUGGUAUACAAAAAUAUGAAAAAGAUUGGUCAAGGUGCCUCUGGUGGUGUCUAUAUUGCUUAUACCGAAGGAAGUGAUUAUCCUGUGGCUAUCAAACAGAUGAAUCUUGAACAACAACCCAAGAAAGAAUUGAUUAUCAACGAAAUCCUUGUCAUGAAGGAAUCAAAGCACAAAAAUAUCGUCAACUUUAUCGACUCGUAUCUGUGGCGUGGUGAUUUAUGGGUUAUUAUGGAAUACAUGGAAGGUGGUUCACUUACAGACGUGGUAACAAACAACAUGAUGAUGGAAGGACAGAUAGCUGCUGUUUGUUAUGAAGUAUUGGAAGGUCUUCAACAUUUACAUUCAAAGGGGGUUAUUCAUCGUGAUAUUAAGAGUGACAAUAUUCUUUUGAGUCUCUAUGGUGAUAUUAAAUUAACUGAUUUCGGCUUCUGUGCUCAAUUGAAUGAAAUGCAAUCAAAACGUACAACAAUGGUAGGCACACCUUACUGGAUGGCACCAGAGGUAGUAACUAGGAAAGAAUACGGACCUAAAGUAGACAUUUGGUCACUUGGUAUCAUGGCUAUUGAAAUGGUAGAAGGCGAACCUCCUUAUCUGAACGAAAAUCCUCUUCGUGCUCUUUAUUUGAUUGCCAACAAUGGAACACCUAAACUACAAAACCCUGAAGCACUUUCACCUAUUUUUAGAGACUUUUUAGCUAAAUGCUUAGAAGUCGAAGUUGAUCGAAGACCAUCUGCAUCAGAAAUGUUAAAGCAUCCCUUCUUACAAUUAGCCGAUCCUUUGCCUUCACUUGCACCUCUUAUCAAAGCAGCUCGUGAUGCAGCAAGACGAGACGACUAA